UUAGCUGAAAUCUCGGAUUCGGAUUCGGUUACACCAAAGGGAGACCACUGGAUAUACUGGGAUAUACUUCUAUAUAAACCUACCUGUUCUUACGAAACUUACUCUUUAAUCGGCGACCUUAUCCCCAGCACUAGAACUACAACCGCCACCAUGUCUCCCCAACCCCAACGCGGACCCAUAACCACCCCCCUAACCUCCCUCCUCGGUAUCCAACACCCAAUCCUGCUCGCCGGAAUGGCCCGCGUAUCCGGCGGUGCCCUCGCAGCCGCCGUAUCCAACGCGGGCGGCCUCGGCGUAAUCGGAGGCUUCCAAUACACACCCGCACAACUCCGUUCCAUAAUCGCCGAUCUAAAAUCCUCCCUCCGCUCCCCAGACCUACCCUUCGGCAUCGACCUAGCACUCCCCCAAAUCGGCGGCACCGCCAGAAAAACAAACCACGACUACACGGGGGGUAAACUCGACGAACUCAUAGACAUCACGAUCGAAUCCGGGGCGCGGUUAUUCGUUAGUGCAGUCGGAGUACCGCCGAAGCGGAUCAUAGAUAAAUUACACAAAGCAGGGAUUCUGGUAAUGAAUAUGGUCGGGCAUCCAAGGCACGCGGUAAAAGCGCUCGAGUUAGGCGUUGAUAUGGUAUGUGCGCAGGGCGGCGAGGGAGGGGGUCAUACGGGUGAUAUAGCGGCUUCGAUACUCAUCCCCGCCGUCGUGGACGUAGCAAGGAAAUACAAACCCCCGAUGCUAAACGGACAGACCGCUAUCGUGGUAGCUGCGGGUGGUAUUAACGACGGGCGAUCGUUAGCCGCGGCUCUUAUGCAAGGGGCGGCUGGAGUUUGGGUUGGCACGAGGUUCGUGGCUAGUGUGGAGGCGAAUGGGAGUGAGGAGCAUAAACAGAGUGUUGUGUCUGCGACGUAUGAGGAUACGCAGAGGACGCUUGUGCUUACGGGGCGGCCGUUGCGGAUGCGGAUUAAUGGGUAUAUUGAGAAGUGGCAUAAGCAGCCGGAUAAGAUUAAGGAGUUAUGCGAUAAGGGGAUUGUGCCGAUUGAGCAUGAUCUUGAGAAUGAGGUUGAGGAUAUUGAUGCCCCGCAUAUCAUGGGUCAGGUCGCGGGUUCGAUUACUGAAGUCCAACCUGCGGCCGAGAUUGUGCAGGAGAUGGUACAGGGUGCCGUGGAUAUGUUGAAGUUGGGAGGAUCGUAUCUCGGCGCCGGGGACGGUGAUGUUAGGAGUAAACUUUAGGUAGUGAGGUGAGACGAGAUAUGAGGGCGUUCGGGAGUUUGGUUUGGUUGUUGCACAAUGAUUAUGGGACGAGACGAUGGAGGGAGGAAUUCAGGAUUUGUAUACAUAUACCUAUCUGUCCGUGCCUCUGUAGUACAUGAUUCGGAGAUCAGACCG
Hypoxylon trugodes is the source of this 1386-nucleotide messenger RNA. Its product is annotated as 2-nitropropane dioxygenase-like protein. Bases 151 to 1230 code for a protein of 359 amino acids. The transcript is spliced from 4 exons. The record is from RefSeq and is a predicted model, not a curated record. NCBI's taxonomy places the organism in Eukaryota, Fungi, Ascomycota, Sordariomycetes, Xylariales, Hypoxylaceae. Gene Ontology annotation, molecular function: nitronate monooxygenase activity.